AUGUGCUCCCGCGGGUCCUGCCACGACUACGAGUCCUCCUGCCGUGGAUCCCGCUCCUCCUGCCACAGAUCCUGGUUCUCCUGCCACAGAUCCCACUCCUCCUGCCACGAGCCAGAGCCCUCCUGCCACUCCAUCCAGAGGCAGCCGGUGCAGAAAUGCACCUACGUGACACCCUGCUGUCCCCCCGUGCAGCGUUACUGUCCCCCUGUCCCCUGCUGUCCCCCCGUGCAGCGCUAUUGUCCCCCUGCCCCCUGCUGUCCCCAGGUCCUGUGCUGUCCCCAGGUGCCCUACUGCCCCCAGUACACCAAGAACAUCUGGAACCUUCCACCGGCAUGUCCCAAGUACUGAACAGGAUCCAGCCCCGGCAACUGGACCUGCUGGCUCCUCCCUUGGACACCCUGCCCUGGGCUCGUCUUGUCCAUGCUGAAAUCCCUGGGUCUCCACCAUGUGGGAUCUUGGUGGGGAUGAAAUGCUCCCCUAAUUAACAUUUAUGGUGUUAUUCUUGCUAAUUAUUCGGGAAAUAUCCUUUGUAAUUAUUCAGGGCGUAAUUAUUUGUUGGGAAUCUUUCUCUGCCUUGCACUUCUGUUUCAGACUCAUCUGGGUGUGGGAAACAAUAAAUCUGA
Vidua macroura (Pin-tailed whydah) is the source of this 623-nucleotide messenger RNA. Its product is annotated as putative small proline-rich protein 5. The record is from RefSeq and is a predicted model, not a curated record. NCBI's taxonomy places the organism in Eukaryota, Metazoa, Chordata, Aves, Passeriformes, Viduidae. The coding region runs from base 1 to 348 and encodes 115 amino acids. The transcript has a single exon.